UGGUUUGUCUGCGGUUCGGCUCCACUGCUGGCCACCGUCUCCUUGCCGCCUCCCCCUUUUUCACUUCUCUUCUCACACAAUUACAACUUUUACACUUUUCUCACUUCACUGCCUUCCUUAACGCGCUCAGGCUACAAUUCCAAAGACUGGUGCUCGCCAUUGCAUGCGCUGCCCACUGCCGCCACCGUAGGUGCAAGCAGCACCAUCAUGGACGCGCCGCUGCCCAUUAUGUCGCCAAACCCCUACCUGCUCAGCCGCUUUACUUCCAACAUUCCCAUGCCGACGCUGUAUGCAGGCGACGCAGUGCGCAAGCCAAAGCUCUCCGUCAUCGAGGUGCUGCUCUACAAUAUGGCCGCGCUGUUGGCUGGCGUCGCCGCUGGCUACGAUGUGCGCAUCUCGAACGUAUCACCGGUGCAUCCGUCACUGCUGAGCGAUGUGCCCGCUCUGAAGGCGCCUAUGGAAAUGGAGUUUCCGAGCGUUUUGGAUGAGCGCAGUCGCUUUGCGGCCAACACUUACCACGGCACUGGCAAUAAGCACCAACGUGCCACACUGAACGCCGCCACUUUUGCGCGCUUAGAGGAACAGCGCGCCCCCUUGCAUCAGAGUCCGCGCGGCUCGCCCAAAAUGCAUGCCGCGCCUAACUAUUACUUCCAAAAGCACUCGCUGCCCUUGGCCGACGCCGGAAGUAAGCUGGCGCAGCAACAACAACAACAGAAGCAAACACAGCAGCACCAGCAACUGCCGCUGACCGGCUCCACUACCAGCGGCUUGGGAUCGAACUUUACCAACAACACCUCGGCGCUGCUGUCAUCGUCGCUGGGUAGCCACACACAGCCACCGACGCCUUCACCACGUCGCAAGAUCAGCACUUCUUCGUUUACGGAGCAACUCGAGUAUUCGAUGCACGAUGACACGCCUCCGACGCGGCACUUUGAUGACGCCUUUCACAUUGGCGGUGGAAUGGCGCCGCCCGCCACGCAAUAUACGCGCGCAGACUACUUGCGCCAUGGACCGAGCUUUUCCAAUGACGGCGGCGCUUACGGCGCAGGUGUACACCGCGCAGGCUACUUCGGCUCCAACUAUUUUCCGUACCGGCCAGAGGUACAGCAGGCCUACCAGCGCGACUGCAAAUCUUAUCCCGACUACUCCUACGACUACAAUCACCGUCUGCCUAACUACUACGACUACAAUUACGAUUCACAACAGCAGCAGCAAGUCACGCCAAAACAGCAACAACAGCACUACCAAACGCGCACUCCGCCUCCGCGCGUGCCUCAGAUGGGCGUCAGCGCCGCUGGCCAUCGUCGCACACCCUCGACCAUUUCGAAUAGCUCCAACAUCAACCAAGGCUUCUCUUUCGAUCAGGACGAGCUGCAUGCAAACGCCGAUUUGUACGACUACAGCAACCUUAAUCUGCAGCUAAACAUCAAUGUGGGCGCCGGUGGGGCUAUCGUAGGCAGUGCUCCGGACUAUACGCACUAUCGCGAACUGGCGCCACCGCCUCCCGCUCCGGUUGGCGUGGUACCGCCGCCUAGCAAGCACGAGCUCUAUAAGAGUUCGCCCAAAAUGACGCAGCGUUUAAAGCGGGGCUCCAGCGGCAGCAUGGGUUGCGAGACCGGCGGCGGAUUGAAUCGCAUACGCGACUAUGAGAAUGUGCCCGCAUACAUCGGCAGUCCCCUGCAUAGACCCAAGUUCCACAACACGUUAGCGCAGCAGCAACAGCUGCAACGGGAGCGCGAACAGCAGCACCACCCGCUUUUCAGCACCCCGCAACAUAGCCUCUAUACGCACACGCAGUCGACAACGCUUAGUCCGAUUCAUAUGAAACCAAUGAGCGCGCAAGAGCGCCCAGCUUCUCUUCCUUUCGAGCAGACAACAACAACGGCACUCGGCUUCAACGGAAGCGGUGCUAGCAAACUGCGCUCAUCGCUUAAAAAAUACAAUAGUUACAAGACGCCAAAUGGCACCACCACGGCCGGAACGACAAUGAGUGCAGCCGAUGUGGGCGCUAACGUGGGCAAUGGUCUUUCGGUGAUAAGUGGCGGAAACGGCGGUGGUAGCGUAACCAAAC
Messenger RNA from Rhagoletis zephyria (snowberry fruit fly), 2071 nucleotides. RefSeq lists its product as uncharacterized. NCBI's taxonomy places the organism in Eukaryota, Metazoa, Arthropoda, Insecta, Diptera, Tephritidae. The record is from RefSeq and is a predicted model, not a curated record.